This is a messenger RNA of Eimeria necatrix, 2451 nucleotides long. RefSeq lists its product as hypothetical. NCBI's taxonomy places the organism in Eukaryota, Apicomplexa, Conoidasida, Eucoccidiorida, Eimeriidae. The record is from RefSeq and is a predicted model, not a curated record.
AUGCGUUUCUUGCCCCUCCCCACCUGCUGCGUUGUAUGGCUCGCAGCAGUCGCACUGGCCGCAGCGCCCGCAGCGGCCAACAGCCCCGCUGUUUCGCUCUGGGAAGCUCUAGAGACGGAGUCCGAGGCUGGCUCUCCCACUUCAGUGGACCAGUGGACCACUGAGGAGCCCCAGGUCACCGAGCCGGAGUCCCAGUCCGCCUACGACGCUGCAGCCUUCCCAAUCCGCAGGACCACUGGCCCAACCCGCGGCUUCUACUUGACCCCCGGGGCCCCGGGGGCCCCGGGGGCCCCUGGGGCCCCGGGGGCCCCUGGGGCCCCUGCGGCCCCGGGGGCCCCGGGGGCCCUCUCUUCCUCCAUACCCACUGAGGCGCUGCAGCAGAAGGGCCCCUCCCGCGGCUUCCGGGCCUCCCCGGGGGCCCCCCGGCCCCGCAGGGGCCCCCCGGGGGCCCCCAGCGUGGUGGCGCUGUUCUUAUUUGCCAUAUUGGGUCUGGUGGCUGCGCGUUCUGUGCGGCUUCCGGGGCGGCUGCGGCCUGCGCUGGAGCUGCUGCCUGCGCAGCAGCAGCAGCAGCAGCAGCAGCAGCAGCAGCAGCAGCAGGCGCUGGAGAGCGCGCGGCUUGCGCAGCAGCUCGAGACCCUCGAGCUGCUGCAGCCUGCUGCGCUGCAGCUAGCUGAGGCCCUGGGCACUCGGGAAAGUCUUGCUGCUGUUCGGGAGUUCCGGCGGGGGCUGCAGCGAGCGAAGCAGCUGGAGGAGCGGGCCCGCGAGGGGCCCCCCGAGAAGCGCUGGAAAGGGCACUGGGAGCAGCAGAAGCAGCGCUGGCCCAGCUUUAUGAAGUGGCCGUGGCCCACGGGCUGCAGGUGGCCCAAGCAGCAGCACGCAUGCAAAGCCCUGCUGUGCUGCAGCAGCAGGAGCAGCAAGCCCUGGAGGCCUACGCGGGUACUGUGCGGGGCCCUGGGGGCCCACCUGGGGGCCCUGCGGGAGAGCUGCGGGGCGUUUGUGCAGCAGGUGGCAGCAGCGCAGCAGGCGCUGCAGCAGCAGCAGCAGCAGCAGUUCGCGCUGCAGCAGGGGGCCGCGCAGCUUGCUGCUGUUGCUGCCAAAGUGGACUUCCUCCAGAAGGCCCGCGAGGCCCUCGAAGCAGCAAGACGCAGCAGCAAAGACUUGGAGACAAGUGCUGUUGCUGUGAUGCUUUCGCAGCUAGCUAGAGAGCAUGCAACUUUGCUGCGGGAGUGCAGAGACCUCCUCGACGGCCAGCGGGCCCUCUACAGGGCUCUCCUCCAGCUGCAGCAGCAGCAGCAGCAGCAGCAGCAGCAGCAGCAGCAGCAGCAGCAGCAGGGGCCGGGCGGGGCGGCGGAGCGGCCGCAGCGGGACCCGCCGCAGCAGCAGCCCCCCACGGAGGAGCCGCAGCAGCAGCGCGGCCAGGACCCGGACCAGGACCAGGACCAGCAGCAGCAGCAGCAGCAGCAGCAGCAGCAGCAGCAGCAGCGGCAGUGGGACGAGGCGGAGCUGGACAGAGUGGAGCGGCAGCUGGAGAAGGGGGAGCUGCUGCUGCGGGAGUACAGAGAAGCAAUUGAGCAGCUGCAGCACGAGGGGGACAUUUUAGCUGCUGCAGCAGAGGGGCAGCGCGUGGGGCUUGUGGGGCGGGAGCUGCAGCAGCAGCUGGCAGCAGCAGCAGCAAGCCUCAGCGGACUUCUGGACAAAGAUCUUUCCGGAAAAAUGAUGCAAAAUGAACAAGUCCGACAAACCAUCAACUCAAUAGCAGCAAGAGCUGGCCAGGAGGCCUCAGCAAUUAGCAAAAGGGUCUCAGACAUUCUCAACGAGCUGCAGCAGGGGGGCCCCCUCAGGGGGGCCCCCCAGGGCCCCGGGGGGGCCCCCCGAAGCAUCAUAAACCCCUCCGUGCUGCUGCGGCUGACGGACUCGCUGCAGCAAGUGGGAGACAACGCGAAGAACAGGGCCCGGCAUGCAGCAAAUGCUGCAGCAGAAGCUCUGCGGUCUCGUGCUGCUGCUGCUGAGAACCUCAUGAAUGCUGCUCGAAGAGCAGCAGCAGAAACGGAAGCUUUUAAUGGAGAAGCAGAAAUCCUGUGGCUGCAUGCGCAGCUGCUGGAGGCUCUGGAGCUGGACAUGCGGCGGAGCCUGCGGCUGGCGCAGAGCGCAGCAGCAGCAGCAGGUUUGCUGCAGCAGGAGCCCGCAGCAGCAGCAGCAGCAGCAGCAGCGGCGGCGGACGCGGCGCCCGGGCCGCUGCAGCAGCAGCAGCAGCAGGGCCCCGAACUCCCCCCCGAAGCCGCAGCUGCUGCCACGGAGCUGCUGCAGGCCGUCCGCAGCAGCAGAGCUGCAGCAUGGACUCAGUGGGCUUCCAAGGACUUGGUGGAAACUGCAGCAAAAAUGAAGUCCAGUGUCCUCCAGCUGCUAGCCAUAGUCAACGCCCCCGCGCCCCCCAGCCCAGACGCCAACUAG